Messenger RNA from Phyllostomus hastatus (greater spear-nosed bat), 2599 nucleotides. It is a transcript of the gene BLOC1S3, whose product is annotated as biogenesis of lysosomal organelles complex 1 subunit 3. Gene Ontology annotation, cellular component: BLOC-1 complex. NCBI's taxonomy places the organism in Eukaryota, Metazoa, Chordata, Mammalia, Chiroptera, Phyllostomidae. The coding region runs from base 398 to 997 and encodes 199 amino acids. The record is from RefSeq and is a predicted model, not a curated record. The transcript has a single exon.
CACUGGCUGCUUCCUUCCUAGACCCGGUAAGGUCUUCGGUGUUAGCGCUACUAUCCCUGCACCCUUCUGAGUCCCGCUGGACUGUCACUCCUGUGACCCUGGCACUGCCUUCUGAGCGGUUCGAGGAGACUGUGUGCUUCCGGAUGUAGCCUCCGUCAGGAGGCAAAAUCGGAAAGAAGACAGUUUGGGAUUCUGGGAGCUCCGGCCUUGAUCAAACUGGUCCUGUUCCCUAUCAGUACACCGGGGAGGCUGGGGUCCAAUAGCCCGGAUUGUUGCCAGCAGGGAUGAUGAAUCUGCUAAGAUAGUGGAGGGCAAGGGAAUCCAGAAACUGCGCCUAUUAACUACCGCCGGGCGCCCGCCUCUCACGCCGUGCCUUUGUUCUCGCUAGCCCGGGGACAUGGCGUCUCAGGGUCGUCGGCGAAGGCCGCUGCGGAGGCCUGAGACGAUGGUGCGCGGGGAGGCGGCCGAGACUGAUUCAGAGCUUUCUGCAACCUCGUCGGAAGAGGAGCUGUACCUGGGACCCUCGGGCCCAACGCGCAGCCGCCCCACCGGGCUACGCGUGGCCGGGGAGGCCGCGGAGACCGACUCGGACACGGAGCCGGAACCGACGGCCGCACCGAGGGACCUGCCUCCGCUCGUGGUGCAGCGAGAAACGGCCGGGGAAGCCUGGGGUACCGAGGAGACCCCAGCAGCCGCCCCUGCGCUCUCACUGCUGCAGCUCCGGCUGGCGGAGAGCCAGGCGCGCCUGGACCACGACGUGGCAGCCGCCGUGAGCGGCGUGUACCGCCGGGCGGGCCGGGAUGUGGCUGCCCUGGCUGGUAGGCUGGCGGCUGCCCAGACGGCGGGGUUGGCGGCCGCCCACAGCGUGCGCCUGGCGCGGGGGGACCUCUGCGCGCUGGCCGAGCGCCUGGACAUCGUGGCCAGCUGCUGCCUGCUGCCUGACAUCCGUGGCGUGCCGGGGACCGAGCCCAAACAAGACCCGGGACCGCGGGCCUAGCCAUGACCCGCCUGACUCUGCAUCCCCCGGAAGCCCUUGUGACCUGCCUCUGUACCCUGUACAGCCCCCAUCCCGUACUGUUGUCACCCUCAGGGCUAACCCCACCCCGUGGACAACAUUGCGCACGUGUGUGUGUUGAUGGUGGGUGGGGUAAUGGUGCUCAGACCCCACCUUGCGUCUGGUUUCUCCAGGUGGUCCUGGCCCUUCUCCCUGGUUCCUGGCAGCCUGUGUCUGAGGCUUGGCUCCAGCGCCUGGGUAACUGGCUCCUCCUUGAUCUGUCUCCAUCCUGGGUGCUGGCUGUGCCCACCUUUCCCUGCGCUCUGCUUUUCUAAGUUUGGUUUCUGCUCCCAGGGGCUGAUGCUGCUUCCACAGGAGCCCCAGCAUCUAUUUGUUGGGGCUGUCACCUUCUCCCCUCUGACACUGCACUCCGCUGGAUGGUGCAUCCCACAGGCUCCGAGCUUCCUAGCCAGGUUCCCUGGCGCCUUCCUUCACCCCCGUGGCUCCGCCUUUACUCUUAGCUACACUUCUAGAAUUUUGUCUGCCUGGGCUGGACCCUCCAGCGUUGUCCCUGGUUCCAUCUCCUAGUUUUAGUCCUUGCUCUGCCAUCUCCUGCUCCUUUUCCUUGGGCUUAGCCACUCCCCAUCGGCCUGAUCUCAUCUCCUGGGUCUAGUGUUACCCUUAGGAUUGGUUUUGCUUCUUUUUUGCUUUUCCCAUCCAGCUUAUACUAUCUGCCUGUUCCUGGGCCCCAGAAACCCACUAAGGCUUCUGUCAUCAGGCCCAAGAUGGGGGUCCCUCCUGACCCAAGGUGUCCUCCAACCCACUCUUGGGGCUCAAGAUGGCAUCUCCUCCAGACCCAAGUAGGUGGGCCCUCCGCCCUCUCCAGGCCAAAGUAGCACUUUGUGCCUGAGCUCCAGAUACAAAACGGGCCUGGACUGUCCAGGCGGAUAAUGGCACCUUCACUUAGGGUUCAAUGCAGGCUGCCCUGCUGCUUUGGAUGCAGUGAUACUGCUUUGCAGAUUCAGGCCACACGCAAAGAGUUUGUUCAUCGUGUUGACCCCUGGAUGCUAAGAGGACUUGGAUUUCUGCUCCUCCUUCUGGCCACAGCCCUAAUACCUCAGUCUUGUGCACAUUUAUUCCCGUCCCCACUCUUUCAUCCCAACCUAAAGCUGAGAGCUGAAUCCCCAGCAAGGAGAAGUUGGGGAAGAGAACUCUAUGGCAGACUCAUUAAAACAUGCAACAUUUACUGACAUGGUCGGUUCCUCUUAUCCCUCCACCUGUGCUGGGUGGGUUGGUUAGCGAUUUCUCUGAGAAAUGAAGAUCCUAAGAGAGGGAUCCUUCCUGCCUGGACUGUUGAAGGUGAAGCUGUAGCUGUCAGUGAGGGCCCUGAGUGUUCCGUUGUUUUUUGUUUUUGUUUUUUUUUUGCCUGGUUCUGCAUUUGUAUUCCGUGGCACAUGUUUGCAGGGCACCUGUUCCAUGUUUGCCCUGUGUGGGGCACGCUGGGAGCCUCAGCCAGUCCGGGCCCUUGCCGAGCUCACUCACAGGCCACUGCAAGAGACAGAUAUUAAUAAAAUACUCUCAUAAAUAAAUGGGCAGUUUUAAUAA